AUGCUUUUACGCCUAGCUCAAAUUUUCUUUUGGGGACUUCAGGUAUCUGCCUACCCACACAUGGUGGCCUUGCUUCCUCGCGAUCACGCCACAAUAUCAACACCUGCCAAACGAGGAGGGUGCAAUAUCGGUACAAGUGGACUUACAGAGAAGCAUUUCAAAUGGGCGCCAGCGGGGGAUGGAGAUUUGCGAUCGCCCUGUCCAGUCAUGAAUACGCUCGCCAACCACGAUUUCGUACCUCAUAGCGGUCGCAACAUCACUGAGCCAAUCCUAGUCAAAGCGUGCAAGGAGGCGUUCAACAUUUCUAAUUCCUUUGCUGCGAACAUUUUUAAAAAUGGAAUUGUGUCCAACCCUGCACCGAACGCCACUUUCUUCGACUUGGAUAUGCUUCAUCACACACACGGUGUCAUUGAACACGAUGGAAGCCUGUCUAGGCGGGAUGCCGUCUUCGACCCUACCAACCCAUUCGACGAAGGGACCUUUAGCAACCUGCUCAAAUAUUUCGGAAAUGCCACCACCUUUAACAUCGCUACUUUGGCCAAUGCGAGGUCUCGUCAGGCGUUCGAUAUGAGUUUGAUCAACCCCAAUUUCACUAUCACUGAAGGUGCUGUUCCUGUCAUCAUGGGAGAAAAUGCUAUGAUGAUAGCGAUUUGGGGCGGUCCUGAGACUCAAAUCGGCAAUCUGGAUUACUUCAAGUACUUUUUCCGAAAUGAGCGCAUUCCAGUUAAGCUCGGUUGGACGCCAAGCCAGGUCGAAAUCGGUGCCACUAUCGGCCAGAUUGUGCAGGAUCUGAUUAAGUUAAGUCCAGCUGACGUCCCACUUACUUAUUCUCCAGCGAGUGCUUGA
Truncatella angustata is the source of this 846-nucleotide messenger RNA. RefSeq names its product Peroxidase, family 2-domain-containing protein. Lineage: Eukaryota; Fungi; Ascomycota; Sordariomycetes; Amphisphaeriales; Sporocadaceae. Gene Ontology annotation, molecular function: peroxidase activity. The transcript is spliced from 4 exons. The record is from RefSeq and is a predicted model, not a curated record. Bases 1 to 846 code for a protein of 281 amino acids.